UAAAAAAGAAAGAAGGGGGUAAAAAGAGAGGGUGUUUAUGAAAGACAAGCACAAAAGCGGAGAGAGAGAGAGUAAGAGAGAACAGUUCUUACAGGCGGCUCUGCUUUCUGGUGUGUGUGUGUGUGUGUGUGUCAGAGGUUUGUGGUGGGACUGUGCCUUGAUCUCGGGCUACUGCAGUAAAAGCGUGAGGAGGAGGCAGGAGAGGAGAGUGCUGCACUCUGGAAUUCUCCAUAGGAAAGAGGAAUAACACCAGUCCAGCUCCACAGAUAGCAUCGGACUGGAUCCCUAGUGAGAUUUUAGCGGGUUCCACAUCUCUGGCCUUAUGCAGAAAACUCUGAGCACACCUGAUUUAGACCAGACCAGGCUGUGUGUUAUGUAUAGUCGCUGAUCUCUGAGAUGGCCUUGUGGGCCCAACAGGCCCAAACAUCCCCCCUGCAGCACUGCUUCCAUCUCUUCCAGGCCCUGUGGCCCACCCUGUGAGUCUGAUCGGCCCAGCUCUGCUAACACCCCCUGGGCUUCCCUCUCAUCGGGCCACCUGGCUUCACUCUGGGCCCACCAUGGGAGGAUGCCUCUCCAAACCCAAACCAGUAGAGAUCAAAGUUGAGCUCACUCUUUUGGACAAAGAGAAGGAGGUGGACCUGAUGUCUCCUAAUGGAAAGGCCAGUCCAUUUUCAGAAUGCAGACCCAAUGGAUCUAUGGGACACUGUUCAGACGAGGACACCAUGACACUGUGGCCACAGCGCAAACAUAGAGAUUACAUAGAGGCGUCUGUCUGCCAUAUAAAAGACCUUGAGAAUGGACAAAUGCGUGAGGUGGAUUUAGGGGCAGGUCGUGCUCUGCUCAUUAAGGAACAUGGAGAAUUCUUUGCCAUGGGACACAAGUGCCCACAUUAUGGUGCUCCACUGGUCAAAGGUGUGCUGUCAAAAGGCCAUGUGCGAUGUCCAUGGCAUGGGGCAUGCUUUAACAUCACUACGGGUGAUAUUGAGGAUUUUCCUGGCCUAGACAGUUUACCUACCUUCCAGGUCAGAGUCGAAAAGGAGAAGGUAAUAAUAAGAGCAGACAAGCAGGCCCUUCAGACUCAGCGGCGGUCAAAGGCCAUGUCAAAAUGUUCAGCUGUCAUCAAUUCCAGCACUGGAUUCAGCCACAUUCUCAUUAUUGGAUCAGGUCCUGCUGGUCUGGUCUGCGCUGAGACUCUGAGGCAGGAGGGUUUUACUGAUCGUAUAGUGAUGUGCACCAUGGACAAACAUCUGCCUUAUGACAGGCCUAAACUGAGUAAGUGUUUAGAGAGCACAGCUGAGCAGCUUCAGCUGCGCUCAUCUGACUUCUUUCAGAUGCACGACAUAGAGAUACUAUUAGAGAAAGAGGUUGUCUCUGUGGAUGUGAAGACACGGACUGUGACAUUUCGGGAUGGUUUUAAAAUGGAGUACCGAAAACUCUUCAUUGCCACAGGGAGCAGACCCAAACCUCUCAGCUACAAAGGCAAAGAUGUGGGAAAUGUGUUUCACCUCAGUACACCAGAAGAUGCCAACAGUAUCGCGACUCUCGCCAGCAGUAAGAAUGCCGUCAUUGUUGGAACCUCGUUUAUUGGCAUGGAAGUGGCAGCAGCUCUCACAGAUAAGGCUCACUCAGUGUCUGUGAUCGGCAUAGAGGCCGUGCCAUUCCGUAAAGCACUCGGAGAGAAAGUGGGAAAAGCCUUGAUGAAGUUGUUCGAGUCUAACAGGGUGAAGUUCUACAUGUUGAAUGAAGUGUCGGAGAUGCAAGGGCAUAAUGGACAGUUAAAAGAAGUGGUUCUGAAAAGUGGCAAAGUCUUGAGAGCUGACGUCUGUGUUAUUGGUAUUGGCUCCAGUCCAGCCACAGCAUUCCUGAAGCAGAGCGGAGUGCACGUGGACUCCAAAGGAUUCAUCACAGUCAACAAGCUCAUGCAGACAAACAUUGAUGGGGUUUUCGCUGGGGGUGAUGUGGUAACGUACCCUCUAGCUUUACGUUGCAAUAAGAAGGUGAACAUACCCCACUGGCAAAUGGCUCAUGUACAUGGGAGAGUGGCUGCCCUUAGCAUGAUGGGAAAGGCCUCAGACAUUAAAACGGUGCCUUAUUUCUGGACAGCCAUGUUUGGGAAAAGCAUACGAUAUGCAGGUUAUGGAGAUGGCUUCGAUGAUGUCGUCAUCAAGGGGGAUUUGGACGAGCUGAAAUUUGUUGCAUUCUACACAAAGAGUGAGGAGGUGGUAGCCGUGGCCAGUGUGAACUACGACCCCAUUGUGUCACGGGUUGCAGAAGUCUUUGGAGCUGGAAAGACGAUUAGGAAACGUGAUGUGGAGACAGGAGACAUGUCAUGGCUGAUCGACAAAAGCUCGCAGUGAAGAUGUGAUCGGUUAAGCACAGCAAGCUCUUUGAGUUUUCUUGCCAAACUUGGACGAUACGUAGUUUUAGUGCUGCAGCAGCAGUUGGUUAAGUUGGACACUAGAUGGGAGACGUAAACUGUCCUAACCCGAGUACCUGGGCCGUGCCGAGGACAUCGUCCCUGUGAGGUGGAACCUCUCCAGGCCUGGAUUCGUUCACAGCACUAACAAAUGAGCCAUACCUGGUUUUUAACCCUCUGUACUAGACAGGACAGCUCUCUGUUUCUCUUGUGGGUUGGUCGAAUCUUUUGCAUGAAGCAUCUGCCUGUACACAAUGUUCAUUGGAGAGCAGUUAAGUGGAAUUGUCAUAUUUUAUUUUGUACAUGGAACUUUGUAUAUAGCUGUUAACUGAAGAUACAUUCAAACAAUACGGCUGCACUUUUUUCUACCGAACCUCUGCUACUGAAUAGUCAGGCUGAAGGAAUGAGAACAGAGCUGAUGUCUGGCUCACAUCGAAAUACGCAGCUUCGCUUGUGGCAGUUUGUAGAUGUAUGGAGAACAGAUGCAUGAGAAUUCAUAUGCAUAGGGCAUUAGUUUUCAUUAAGACUCUCCCAAAGGAUCUUAAUUUGGGAUCAUUAUUCAGGGAAGGUAACAAGGUCCAUAUGUCAAUGUCUAUGAAUAUAAAUCCAAUAUAAUAUAGUAUUAUCAUAUAUCAAAAUUCACUAAAUGGUGAAUCUCAAACAAAAUCAAAAAGAAAAAAGGGUGUGUCUGUAUAUUGCUUAAAAACAUUAUCCCUGUUUUUAGGACCAUUACAUUUUUCAU
Molecule: messenger RNA, 3158 nt
Organism: Carassius auratus (goldfish)
Lineage: Eukaryota; Metazoa; Chordata; Actinopteri; Cypriniformes; Cyprinidae
Product: apoptosis-inducing factor 3-like
Exons: 20
Coding region: 558-2357 (599 amino acids)
Biological process (GO): execution phase of apoptosis
Cellular component (GO): mitochondrion; cytoplasm
Molecular function (GO): 2 iron, 2 sulfur cluster binding; oxidoreductase activity, acting on NAD(P)H
Source: RefSeq, a predicted model, not a curated record